Messenger RNA from Thecamonas trahens ATCC 50062, 4764 nucleotides. RefSeq lists its product as uncharacterized. Gene Ontology annotation, molecular function: protein binding. Bases 1 to 4680 code for a protein of 1559 amino acids. The transcript is spliced from 2 exons. The record is from RefSeq and is a predicted model, not a curated record. NCBI's taxonomy places the organism in Eukaryota, Apusomonadida, Apusomonadidae.
AUGUCGGCGGCUCUCAAGGCCGAGUUGGUGGCGCUUUUGGCGGAGGAGGCUGCAGGAGCGGACGACGGAGGCGGGGCGGAACGGCAGGUGGCGCGGAGCGGCGGCGGCGGCGUGGGGCAAGACGGCACGGCGCCAGCGGCAGAGGCGGUGCCUGUAGCACGAGAAAGGGGACUGGAAGCGGUGGCAGUGGAUCAUGUUCCACUCCUCGGGCGCUUGCUGGAGGUCCAGCAUGCGCUGGCUGUGUACGAUGCGGCUCGGCUCGAGGCACUCGCCCGGGGCGAGCUAGCGGCCCGCCGAGUGCGGGCGGUUGAUGCCGCCAGCGCAGCAUUGGCCGGUACAGACUACGAGCUGCGAGCGAGUCAGCGGGCUGGCCGAGUGGUCAAGGCGCUGGCCGCCGAGCGCGUGGUGCUGGAUGCGGCCGUAGCGGAGCACGCCGCUGCCGCUGCUGCCGCUGAACGUGCCGCCGCCGCUGAGCGCGCACGCGGCGUCGCGUCGCUCGCCAAGCACCUGGUGGCAACUGCCGGUCUCUCGGGCUACAGUGCCCGGGCCGCAGCCGAUGACGCGCUGGAUAGGGUGCUAGUCGGCCGAGGUGAUGACGACCGCCUUGGCGCAGGGAACGUCUCCAAGGCCUUGCUGGCCGCCAACUCGGCCGGCGCUCCGGUCCUGCUGCACCUUGGCCGAGGAGCGCGGCCGGUCAUCCAGGACGUCCGCGGCCAGCUUUCAUCCGCUCGGGCAGAUGUUCAAGAUUUGGAAGCUGAGAACAGCAGACUGCGCGCCGAGCUUGCAGCUGCAGCUGAGGCCAACCAGGCGGCGAUGGCCUCCGCUCGCCGCGCCCAUGCCGAGUCGGUGGCGCUCCUCCGCAAGCAGCUGGCGACCGAGACCCGCGGGAGUCGGCACGCCGCCAACGAGGCACAGGCCCAAGUCCGACACUUGCAGUCGCUAGUGAACGCGCUGCGUGCACGCAACGCCGAAAUGGGGCGGCAACUCGAAUCGAUUCCCCAGCUGGAGGCGGCGCUCGAGGCCGAGCGCGAGGCCCACGGCUCGGCCCGAACCCGGCUUGACGACGAGCGCCGGCGCGCGGCAGCAGCCGAGGCAGCGCGCGACCAGGCCCUUGCCGAGCUCGCGGCGCGUGUCACUGAUGCCGACGCGCGGGUGAGCGCCGCCGAGGCCACCGCCGCCGAACUCGCCGCCCAGCUCGAGCAGGAGCGGGCAGACCAUGAGAUUGACCUCGCUCAGGCAACAGAGCACGCCAUUCGCGCCGCCAAGGCCAAGGCCAACCUCACCGCGCAGCUGACGUCGGCGAGCCGCGGCAUCGGCUCGACGCGCCAGCGGUCCGAUGCGUCGCUCGCCUCAUCGCCGUCGCGCAAGCUUGGCCGUUCCAAGUCACGAACCAAGGUGUCAGCGCCCGAGUCGUCGUCGGACGAUGGCGCUGACGAAAGCGCCGUUCUCUUCUGGGGCCUCGACACUGACGCCGCUCGCCGGCUCGGCAUUGACGAGUCGACUGGCGCGCAGCUCGACAACCAAAACCUGCGCGAGCGCGCGCGCCAGGUCCUUGCCGACCAGCUCGAGGAGUUGUCCGACCUGAUGAAGGGUUUCAAGGCCGAGCCGCUGCGGGCGAUGCCGUCAGAUGAGUUCCGCACCCGCCGCUCGUCGCGCGACGGCCGACGCCGCUCGCCAUCGACCCAGCGAAUCCGCCGCCGUCGCGGCUCGCCUGCCGGCUCCAACCUGGCGCCGUCGGUAGCUCAGAUCAAGGCGCAGGCGCCUGGAGGCCGCCGCAACACACUGGCGUACAUUCCUGAUGCCGAUCCGGUAGUCAUGCCGCGGAACGCCGCCAUAUCAAAGCGCAAGGCGCUGACCCCGCUCGGCCGCUCGUCGUCCAUCGAUCUGAACUCGUCGAUGCCAGUCGCAAACCUGCCGACAGGCACCCCGGCGUUUGGCGGUUUGUCGGACGACUACGACGACGACGUUGUCCCGCUCACGGCUCGGUACUCGUCCAUGGUUGAGCUGCCGCAGGCACGGGGCUUGGUCUCGCCGACAAGCGACUCUGGGCGGAAUGUGGCGAAGGGGCUCUCAUCGGAUGCCGAGAGCAGCAGCGCCCCGCCCGAGUCUGCGGCAGUCGACGCCGCCUUGGCGGCCGUCGCCGACGGCUCGGCCAAUCUACCGAUUGCUGGCUUGGUCAGAGGCGGGCGGCUUGCUUCUUCGAUCUUUGACCAUGCCCAUUUGCAGCAUGUCGACGUAUCGAACAACGGGCUUGUCCAGCUCCCGUCGGCUCUCGGCUCGCUGACGAGCCUUGUAUCGCUCAACGCGUCGCGCAACCAGCUGACCCUGGUGCCCGACUCGAUUGUGCGAUGCACCGAGCUAGAGCGACUGGAUCUGAGCCACAACUCGCUCUCGAAUGUCCCGCUCCUGCAUAUGCCCUCGCUGCUUGUCCUUCGCCUCUCGCACAACACGAUCAGCGCGCUUCCGGCGAGCCUUGGCGAGGCGCAGCGGCUGCGCGUCCUCAUAGCCGACCACAACGCGCUCACCACGCUCGCGCCCGAGCUAACGUCACUGGCCUCGCUUGCGCUGCUUGAUCUCAGUCACAACGAGCUCGACGCGCUGCCGUCGUCGCUUGGCGGCUGCACCGAGCUCAAGGAGCUGGCGCUGCACAACAACCGGCUGACCCGGCUGCCGUCGUCGCUUGGAACGCUGCCCAAGCUGACGAUGCUCGACGUCGCCCACAACGCACUUGAUGACCUUCCCUCGUCGCUCGGCGCGCUCGCGGACACCCUUCGCAUUCUCCACACCACCGGCAAUCCACUCCGCAACCUCCCCGCCCGCUUCCGCGACGCUUCGUCCGCCGGUGACAUCCUCGGCUAUCUCUUUGUCCACGACUCGCGGUACUCGGCAGAGUCGACCCGCCGUGGGACGGCCGCAUCUACAGAGCCGUUAUCUGUGCUUGCUCGUCGCUCGCGCCGCUCGCAACCGCCGCCGGCCCUGCCGCCCAUCGCCGACUCGCCCGAUGGCGUGGCGCGGAGGGCUCGUCAUGCCAACUCAAUCGGUCAUGAUGUGGCGGGUGCAGCAGUGCAGACGCAGCUUGGUGUGCGCUCGCGCUCACACUCGCGCUCACACUCGCGCUCUCGCUCGCGCUCGCGCUCGCGCUCACGCUCGUUGCUGCGGCACGACAUGCUCCCGCGAUGGGAUGCGUCGCCGGCUGCUGCGGGUGAGCUUAACCUCUGGCGGGUUCCCCGGACCGAGCCGUAUCUGGGUGUGUCCAAGCCGCCGCCAAGAAGUCGACAUGGGGCUCACGUGCCGGCGCCUCGCCGGAUUCCAGCAUGGGUCAAGCGGAUGGCGUCGGGCAUAGCGGUAGAGGUUAUGGCGGGUGCGCUGGCACAUCCGCAGGCGUCCUCUGACUUGGUUGAUGGCGUGUUUACCUUGGAUCGCCUGGCACCCACCCUGGGCGGCGCGCACACCGGCCAACUGCCGCCGCCCUGCACACCGGCAGCAUCCGGCGAUGAGCCGCUUUCGCCCGACGGUGCCCUUUCAGACGAGAUCGUCAUCCUCGGCGAAUCGCUCUCGUCCUCGACGUUCGAGGCCGUCACUGAUGACGGCCCGGUCGUCGGUAGCCAUAGCAGCUCCAGCAGCGACGGCUCUUGCAAGGUUGUGAGCAGGAGCGAGAGUAGGAGCAGAGGCAGCUCCAGUGGCGGCGGCGACUUGGCCGAGAGCGAGCUUCCUUUCACGGCUGGCUGGAGCCUUGAGUUGGGCACUUGUGGUGAUUCUGUGGAUGAUGGCGCCGGGCAUGGUGAGCUCAACACCGAUGCGGCUACGCAUGCUGGUGCUGCCCUCGAUAACGCUGCGCUCGUUGGCGAUGUGGCUAGUGGUGCUCCACUUGAUGGCGCUGCACUCGAUGGCGUUUCACUCGUUGGCGCUGCACUCGAUGGCGAUGUGGCUAGUGAUGCUCCACUUGAUGGCGCUGCACUCGAUGGCGUUUCACUCGUUGGUGCUGCACUCGAUGGCGAUGUGGCUAGUGGUGCUCCACUUGAUGGCGCUGCACUCGAUGGCGUUUCACUCGUUGGUGCUGCACUCGAUGGCGAUGUGGCUAGUGGUGCUCCACUUGAUGGCGCUGCACUCGAUGGCGUUUCACUCGUUGGCGCUGCACUCGAUGGCGAUGUGGCUAGUGAUGCUGCCCUCGAUAACGCUGCGCUCGAUGGCGCUGCGCUCGAUAACGCUGCCCUCGAUGGCGCUGAACUCGAUGCCACUGAACUCAACGGCACUGCACUUAAUGCCACUGAACUCAACGGCACUGCACUCGAUGGCACCGGACUCGAUGGUGCUGCACUCAAUGGCAACGUGGCUGAGGGCGAUGCACUCGAUGGCAACGUGGCUGAGGGCGAUAACGACGGUCGCCUCGCCAAAGGCAAAGUUGCCGUCAAGCCGCCCCCAGAACCCGCCGCUGCCUAUUCUUCAGCCCUACCAGCCAUCUCCAUCGACGCCGACGCCAUCGCCAUCGCCGCUCUGCCCGAAGGCGACGACGAUUUCCUCGGCUCGCUCACCCAGGCCGACCUCUCAUCGACCUCCAUCCACACUUCGGGCAUGACCCUCGCCACCUCCAAGUCAAUCGAUGAUGCCUCGUGCUCGCUCAUCUCGUCCACGACGCCAUCCGAGAGCUCCGACUCCUUUUCCUCGGUCUCCACCCUCUAAUCCGAGCCUCUACCCCGUUGGACCGAGGCUUCACGAACCCUCGCGCCUCUCCGCCGUAUACCCACAUCUCCACCACCGCAUGCA